This is a messenger RNA of Homo sapiens (human), 4166 nucleotides long. It is a transcript of the gene FKBP11, whose product is annotated as FKBP prolyl isomerase 11. Lineage: Eukaryota; Metazoa; Chordata; Mammalia; Primates; Hominidae. Gene Ontology annotation, molecular function: peptidyl-prolyl cis-trans isomerase activity. The record is from RefSeq and is a predicted model, not a curated record. The transcript has 7 exons. Bases 3297 to 4145 code for a protein of 282 amino acids. Gene Ontology annotation, cellular component: membrane.
GUACAUUCAGGCCACCUGUGCCACCAGCGGGGACGGGCUGUACGAAGGCCUGGACUGGCUGGCCAAUCAGCUCAAAAACAAGAAGUGAAAGCCAGACAGCCCUAACAAAGCACCCCACCCACCCCUGACAUACCUACUGUCACCCUGCCCCAGUCCUACCCCUUCCUCUCCAUGCAAGUGUGGCCAGGGCCCUGGGUAUCAUGUCCACAUGCCCAGCAAGAGCCUUGCCUCCCCUGCCUCCCCUCCUUUUUCCUGUCCACCUAUAUGACCAAUCCCUAAUUGCUGUCCUGAUGAUGAGUCAUUCCAAUUUACUGGAUUUAAAACAAAAAGUUGUUACGGUUUCAUGGGGUGGCCCCUCUCUCUCUCACCCUCUGGGUUUCGGGAGGUCGAGUGGGGUAUUCUCUUUGUUUGGCAGUGGUUGCUGUCCUCUUGGCAUCUGAGUCCUUUCCCUGUCCCCACAAGCCCUUCUACUCCCUGUUUGCCUUUCCUUUGCCACCCUCUCCCUGUUUUACAUGGAAAUUGCACGGGCCUCUCUGUGUUUGCGUGCAUGUGUGCGCCUGUAUAUACAUGUAUAGAGAGAUAUAUUUGUGGGGGCCGGGGGGAGCGGGGAGGGGGUGGAGUGAAGCUCAGGGCUUGCAGCCAGGACACUGCCCACUGGAGCCUGUCAUCUGCCCCUUCCGUGUUGGUGAGAUUAAGGGAAGAAGGUGGGAGGGCAUUAGUCAAGCCGGACUGCCCCAGUCUUUGACUGGUUACCCUCCUCUCUGCAGGUAGGUUUUUCUGGAUGAUAGGACAGAUGAUGGAUUCUUCACCACCAUUUUCCUUGUACUCUUCUCUCCACCCUUCUUAGGGCUGGAGGAUGGCAUUUAUCUCUAGAUGACUGUUCCCAAGGAGAUGCCACUCUGCUCUGCCUUACUGUUGGGAAGGAGAGAGGAACCCACUCACUCUUAUCAGCUUAGAGUGUUCAACUGAUCCUUCCCCACCAUCUUCAGAUCUGUUCCUCUGGAGCUUGACUGGGGGGUGGGGAUGGCAAGUCCAUGGUGUGUGUUAGGGACCCAGGGCAUUGGGGGAAGGGAGGCGAAGGCCUGAGGUUUUCCAUCUUCAUUCUCUUUUGUUAUUAGGAGAAGGUGAGGCAUGGGCCAAUCCCAUUCCUGCCUUCCAGUGCCCCACCACCCUUCUGAUCUUAGGGGUUGGAUGGGUCAUCUGUCCUUGGUCAGAAUUUUCUCACCCUAGUACUCCUACUGGCCUGACCAGGGCUGACUGGGUAUUCUAAUGAGGAGCUGGGAAGUGGGGUGACAUAGCUGACCUUAGUAUCAACCCCCCUCUUCUCCAACUCUUGUUUUCUAGUCCAGGAUAUGCUAAAGGACGAAGAUUUUCUAUUGUUUCCAGGCCCUCAGACCAUCCUUGCUGUCCCUUCACCCUCCAUGCCCCUGCCAUCCUCACUCACUUCUCAUAAAUGGAUCUGGGGGUUAGAGUGGAGGAAAUAAAAUCCUGAAGUGGUUGUCAGUGCUUGUGGGAUGCAGUGGUCUUCAGGAUUCUCCCCGCAUUAUUAUGUAGUUGUUCAGAAGCUGUUGCUACUGCGUCUCUCUGUCUGCAGGGGGCACUUGUUCCUGAGGUCCUCGCCUGGGUCCUGACUUCUGUAGUUUCUGUGAAGACGUGGCUGUCCUGUGGGCUCCUGUGUGUGCUGGCUGCGCCCUGAGCUCCGAGACAGCUGCCCAUAACCUGCUAAGGUCAGGGCCCAGGGCCCCCCACAGCAUGGCUGAGGGACCCCUUCCCAGUAGGGCUGUCCCAAGCCCCACUCCAUGGGGCCAGGUUUCCUGGCCACUUUUGUUGAUAGCAGAUGGAUCAAUAUUAGUAACCCCAUCCAAGAUUGAACUGUGAAAGAGAGGUUCCAGGGGUAUCUCCCUCAGUGCCAGUUACUUAGUGAUGUGUUACCCAGGAUGCAGCAGGUGUGUGCAGGUAUCUUGCUCUCUAGGCCUGUGUGUGUGUGUGAGUGUGUGUGUAUAUGGGUGUGGGUGUGUUUGUGUGUGGUGGUUGUGGGGGGGGUGUUGGAGGUUCUAUUUCAUUUAAAAAUGUAUUCAUUUCCCUGGCCCCACAGAUGCUUCCCUCCAUACUUUUUAUUUGCUCUGUUUCCUCAGAUUUAUUUUGUCUUGCCCCAUUGCCUCUCCUUCCUUGAACUCUUUCCUUUUCAAUCUCAACUCAUUCACUGCUGUUGCUCAUUUGCCCUUUUCCAUGUAUUUUUUCCUACUUAGGAUUUUCCACUCUAUCUUUGUGGUUCAUGAGGACUUUGCCUCUUCUCCUGCCUCAUUCCCUGACUUUCUCUAGUUAGAUGUCAGUCCUAAAUAGGUUUUCCUCACUUCAGGCCUCACCCCUCACCUUGUUUUUUUGGGGGCUCCAGGGACCAAUCUGGGGCUGGAAAUGUUAGGAGGUUGCCUUGGUGCUGCCCCAGAUCUGUCCAGCAGGGGGCAGUAAGUGAUCUUGGUAGUAUCCCUGGCUGCUAAGCCCUUGGCAGGGGUGGUCCUUUCUACAUUCCCAUUCACUUAACAGCUCUUUUGGGAUUGGGUGUUUCAUUCCAUUUCUGCCCACUCCCUCUCCUCUCCUCUCUGGUAGGUUUAAUUUUAUGCUUUCCCUGAUUCCAGCUUUCUGCUUCCUGAGGACUCCCGCUCCCCCCACCCCAAAGUUUGUCUGUGGUGUUAUAGUGGUAACUGCAGUUCCUCCUCUGGAAUGUAGACUGUAUAUGUUUAAUAACUCACCUUCUCUAUCCUUGCUCAAAAUGUGGGAUAACGCGAUGACUGUGACCCUGGUUGGAAAUUAAACUUGUUUUAUGCAGCUUUGGAGCCGACCUUCAUCUUUGCUGUGCAGCAGCCGUGGGACAGUAGUUUCAUGGUGAGGGGAGUCCUGUUUCUGGUCCCUCUCUCCAUAGUGCUCCUUCUUUCAGCAAAGGGGUAAAAGGCACACUUGAUUGAUAGAGAGUAAGGUUAUGGAGGAACUUAGUGCCACUCCACACUGGUUAUUUCUUCCCAUCAUACCCCGCGGCGGGGGAGCCCAAAUGAAUUGGGCAUCAGAGUGUGAGGGCUUCGUGACUUUCCUCCUCUAGUUCUAAAGGGUUUAAACCUGAAAUCAGCUGUAUUUCUCACCUGUUGGUAGACUGUAUGGACUUCACUGGCUGAAGGGCCCUGAACUUGGAGGGCCCCAUGUGCCUCUACUCUCAGAUCUCCUCAGCCUUGCACAUGAGGUGCUUCUAGUUUGAACAGAGACCCCCUCACUAGUCUAGUUCUGGACUUUGGCAGUGAAUAAACAUGAAGGAUAAACGUCUGGGCAGUGUAAUGACCUUAAUCCUUCUUACAACUGAUGGCCCUGCAUCAGCUCUACUUCAGGCGUGUGCUCUUCCGAUCGUAGGUGGAGCCCCCAGAACCAUGUGCCGAGCCCGCUGCUUUUGGAGACACGCUUCACAUACACUACACGGUGAGGGGUCUGGGGGGCCGGGGCGGGGCCUGGGAGGGGGCGGCGCCCUGCUGAAACACGUCAGCUUUGGCUUGGACACGUGGCAAGCGGUUCGGGAGAAGAAACUCGGGGCUCUGGGGUCGUCGAGCACGUGGCGAGGGGAGAGACGUUGCUCUUCCGUGCCUCUUUUCCCUCCUUGCUUUUCUGCCAGUUCCUACCUGGCACGGAGAAGUGCAGGGUGGAGAGAUCUCCGAGAAGCGCCAGCCUUCUGGGGCUUCCUGUUCCUUACAGCGGGAAGCUUGGUAGAUGGACGUAUUAUUGACACCUCCCUGACCAGAGACCCUCUGGUUAUAGAACUUGGCCAAAAGCAGGUGAUUCCAGGUCUGGAGCAGAGUCUUCUCGACAUGUGUGUGGGAGAGAAGCGAAGGGCAAUCAUUCCUUCUCACUUGGCCUAUGGAAAACGGGGAUUUCCACCAUCUGUCCCAGCGGAUGCAGUGGUGCAGUAUGACGUGGAGCUGAUUGCACUAAUCCGAGCCAACUACUGGCUAAAGCUGGUGAAGGGCAUUUUGCCUCUGGUAGGGAUGGCCAUGGUGCCAGCCCUCCUGGGCCUCAUUGGGUAUCACCUAUACAGAAAGGCCAAUAGACCCAAAGUCUCCAAAAAGAAGCUCAAGGAAGAGAAACGAAACAAGAGCAAAAAGAAAUAAUAAAUAAUAAAUUUUAAAAAA